GCUUGGUCGUACCUGCAGUCAUGUCGGGGCCGUAUCCACUCGGAUGGCGAGAAAAUGUGGCCCGGAGCACCCAGAACUUGGCAGUCCGGGACAGCCGUUGAAGAAUCAAAAUUCCCUCAUGCACUGUGGGGCAUUUUGUUGGUAUGUCGAGGUUCGUCGUACUCAAUUGGCUAUUGCUAAUAUGUAUCUCGGAAUUGUGUCCCGAGAAGGUUGCCCGGAUGAGAUCGCCGGCCCAUACGACGUGAUAUUUGCCUUUUGAGGUGACGGAUUUCUUGGACCCUUCCUUCGUGGAAAAACUUUGACCGACACGAAAUUGCUAGCAAAUGAGUAAACCAGUAAAACAUGCAUGCGUACAUGAGAACCUUGGAGGUCCUGCCGUAAAUCAACGGGUUAGGAGUGCGGCACAGGCAGUCUAGAUUGAAGAACCGUUCGAGAAUGUCGGUGCGUGCCGUCCCUUCGUGGGGGCCGUGGGGAAGAUAGAGAGACUGGAGUCGCUUGAUAACAAGGUGUUAGUUUUGCCUUAAUCAGCAAGAACCGGCGUGUCGACUCAACGUCUCGGUAUCAAGUCUGAAAUUUCAAGAUCUCCAUGACCAUUUGUCACCGUGUUGCCAGAAAGCAGAUGAUAAAGUGUCGCGGAACACUGCAUCCCUUCUGUCCCUGAAGAAUAAAUAAAAUAAGCGAGAUCAAGGCUAGGCCUCAGUUGUGUCCAGUCGGAAGGUUCAGCGAAUGGUGGUGGCGUCAGUGUUUUGUGACAGUAGGGGCAUACAUAUCAUUUUUCAGGGGCAGCUAUGGAUCAACAACCACUUUACCACAAUGGCCUUCCUGUUCCAGACGAACAUCCGCGGGGACGAACAAUUUCUUCUGCAAGGGAUGCUGCAAGACGGCAUCAACGUGGUCUUGAUGAAGAUGGAAAUCAAUAGCCCGUAUGGCAUAAGACCGGUAUCUCUGGCUCAUCUUUCAAGUGUGUGCUUUCAAACUUCUGUUGUAUCAAAUCAUUCCUUUGAACCGGAAAUCCAGGAGGAGAUAUGCGUUUCACACUCGUCACAAGCCAACCAUGGUUGCAGCUUCUUAUUCUGACGUUCGGUGCCUUACUUCAUGGAUCUUAUGCAGCUCCUGCUGAUAUUGCAUCUGUUAUCACCCAAUCGCGUGUGCAAGAGAUUAAACAGUCAACCAAUAACAACAUCGGUGCUGCUUGUUGUACGCUGCUCAAGCUCGGCUUUGGUUCGUUGGUUUCAAGUUCAGGGUCGACAAAAUACCAGACUUCAUCAUCGUCUUACUGGUCUUCUCAAGCCCAGAGUGCAGCUCCUAGCUGUGUGGUAUCCCCCACCACGACUGUUCAGGUCUCUCAAACUGUUGCGGCAAUCAAUUUACUCAGAGUUCUGGGGCUUCAAUGCCAGUUCGCUAUUCGAAGUGGGGGACAUACUCCUUGGGCAGGAGCGGCUACAAUCCAAUCUGGUAUUCAGAUUGACUUAUCCGCUAUCAACCAAGUGACAGUUGCCGCUGAUCAGAAGACUACUUCUAUUGGCCCUGGAGCAAGAUGGGUGGAUGUUUAUAUGAAACUUGAUGCUCUGUCUCUCGCGGUAAUCGGAGGUCGUGCUGCCACCGUCGGUGUCGGAGGGCUUGUAACUGGCGGUGGAAUCUCAUUCUUCUCCGCACGCUACGGCUUUGCAGCCGACAAUGUCGUCAGCUUCGAAGUCGUCCUCUACGAUGGAUCGGUAGUGAAAGCAAGCGCCACAUCACGUCCUGACCUCUUCUUUGCUCUGAAAGGAGGAUCCAACAACUUUGGUAUCGUCACUCGUUUCGACCUCGUCACUUUCAGCAGCGGCAACUUCUGGGGAGGCUCUGUGAUAUACCCUAUCUCUGCGAAAGCAGAGAACUUAGCUGCCUUCGUCAAGUUUGCCGGACAAUCAACCUACGAUGUUUACGGAGCCCUGAUUCAUUCGUAUGCCUGGUCAGCAGCCAGUGGUGGUUGGAUCAUCGCGAACAAUAUUGAGUACACAAAGCCUGAGGUCAAUCCUCCGGUAUUUCAAGACUUCUUGGCCAUUCAACCGCAGUACGUCAGUACCAUGAGGAUCUCCAAUUUGACCGACUUCACACUCGAGAUCGCCGCUUCCAAUGCCGGAUCCAGGAAGCAACUCUUUUACACCAGCACCUGGAGCAAUGAUCUCCAACUUUUGACAGACAUUGUUGCACUCAGUGAGCAGUCCUUGGAAACAGUUGCAAGCGUACCAGAUCUAGCAUGGAGUUUGAGUCUGCAGCCUCUGGUCACGGCAAUCACCACAAAGAGUGCUGCAACUGGCGGCAACCCUCUCGGACUUGACGGCUCAGAUGGCAAUCUCGUUCUUGGACUCAUCACCGCCAGUUGGACAAGCACAGCUGACGACGCGGCUGUUCUGGCUGCCGUUUCUGGAUUCUAUGCCGCUGCUGAUGCGCUGGCUGCCUCAAAGGGACAGCUAAACUCGUACAAGUAUCUCAACUAUGCGUACAAGACGCAAGAUCCAAUCAAGGGUUAUGGGGCUGCAAAUGUGGCUAAGCUUCGUGCUGUCAGCAAGAAGUAUGAUCCUGCUGGGGUGUUUCAGAAGUUGGUUCCUGGAGGAUUUAAACUCGCAUGAGCCGAACCGAAGCUGUGCCUUUUGUAGAUAUUAUGAUGUCGAGGCAAAGUUCUGGAGAUUACCAUUAUGUUUUUAGACAUUAGAAUCGUCACCAAUACAAUUACAGAUUUGAGACUGUCUAAGGGUAUUGGUCGUAUGUCAAUGCCUG
Cadophora gregata is the source of this 2760-nucleotide messenger RNA. RefSeq lists its product as uncharacterized. The record is from RefSeq and is a predicted model, not a curated record. Lineage: Eukaryota; Fungi; Ascomycota; Leotiomycetes; Helotiales; Ploettnerulaceae. The transcript is spliced from 5 exons. Bases 1026 to 2612 code for a protein of 528 amino acids. Gene Ontology annotation, molecular function: FAD binding.